Messenger RNA from Megachile rotundata (alfalfa leafcutting bee), 1420 nucleotides. Its product is annotated as knirps-related protein. The record is from RefSeq and is a predicted model, not a curated record. Gene Ontology annotation, biological process: regulation of DNA-templated transcription. Lineage: Eukaryota; Metazoa; Arthropoda; Insecta; Hymenoptera; Megachilidae. Gene Ontology annotation, molecular function: zinc ion binding; DNA-binding transcription factor activity; sequence-specific DNA binding.
GCCCAUUCGAGGUAUACUUACGAGAGCGCGCGAGGCCUAAGCCGAGCUAAGCGAGCGAGCGAAGCGGUCGACCGAUCGGCCGAACGAAGUGGGACCGUAGAAAAUAAUUGGAGGUGGGGGCUGAUUCAAGAAUCGACGUGGACACCCUCGCCUUCCAAAGUCAUUCACCUAACGGUCAUCGUCGCGUCAAGAAUCUUCUUUUUCUUCUUCUUCUUCCUCUUCCUUCCUCUUCUUCUCGUUCUUUCUCUUCCGUUAUCCGGUUGGACCAAAGGGAUUCGCCGCGUACCGGAGGACCACACGCUGGAUAGACUUAUUCUCAAACGAACGAUUUAUCGACCAGUGAACGGAAGUGACUCGUACAGUGAUAAGUGCAGAUGAUUCCUGCGAGGACCAAGUGAACGAGGACCAAGUGUCAGUGAAUCGCGGAGGAGCUUCGAAGUCCGACGGUAUCCAGUGACCAGUGUCGCGAUUAGUAUCGUUCGCAACGUUAUGGUGACAGAGUGCCGGAUGCUGUGCAUCUAAGAAACGGACCACCGUUGAUGAUCCUCGACAAUCUUUGAACCUCCUCCUAUUCAAGAUGAAUCAACAGUGCAAGGUGUGCGGCGAACCCGCGGCUGGCUUCCAUUUUGGUGCAUUCACCUGCGAGGGUUGCAAGUCGUUCUUCGGACGCUCCUACAACAACCUAAGCAGCAUCUCCGAGUGCAAGAACGGUGGCGAGUGCGUGAUCAACAAAAAGAACCGAACCGCCUGCAAGGCCUGUCGCCUAAGAAAAUGCCUCCUAGUAGGCAUGUCAAAAUCCGGCUCCCGAUACGGGCGCAGAUCCAACUGGUUCAAGAUCCACUGUCUCCUGCAAGAACAGCAACAACAACAACAGCAACAACAGCACCACUACCAGCAGAACCUCCCCAGCCAGCAACUAACGCCACAACAGCGAAAGCCGAUGAGUCCACCUAUCGGUAUCCACGCGGGUCAACGGAAAGACGACGUGCUGAUGUUGGGUCUGGACGAUUACAAGAACUCGACCUCGCCCAGCAUCAGUUCCCCUGAAUCGCACAACAGCGACAGUUCCGUGGAGAUAUCCGAGAGACGAGCCGCGUAUUCGGGUCAUCCCGGGUUCAGACCGUUGCACUCUCACCUGCAGCCUUCCGUGGCCGACCUGUCGGCGCUCAGCAAGGAGAUGAUGAGUCUUCCGCUCGGUUUUCACCUGGGUGGCAUGUCCCUGCUACCACCGGCCUUUUUACCGCCGCCGAGUCUCACCAUGUUCUCCCCGUACCAUCUGUACGCCACAUCCCAUGGCGCUUCGCAUCCGCUGGUACCUAACCCCUCGUCUAACCUCCUGCGACGUUCGCCAGUGGUGGAGGACUGCACUGCGAGGAAUCAUGGAAUUGCACCAUUUGGGCAAUUAGCACGAGCACAGUAG